UCUAGCAUAAUAUUGCCGAGCCGUGCAGGGGCAUUAUGCUAAGAAUAUGUGGUAUCGUAAGUUCAUUGUAAUCUUCGAUAUAUAUAAAAAAAAAAAUCGUACAAUUUUUCGGGCGUAACAACAACACUCACUUUUGUAUUCUAACAUGUCAUUUAACUUUAAGGGGGGAUAAAAAAAAUUUAAUACAAUAGCCGAGUUUCAUGCACGAGAUUAUUUUUAAUGUCGUUAAUUUGCGUGGAUAAUUAAUCGAUUUUUUUUUUUUAAUUUAUCUUGAAAAAAACGUUUUGAGUGUCGAACAACAAGUAAAUAUCUCGACUUAUGAAUACAAAGAUAUCAUAUCGUUUAAGUGAUUCGAUUUAUAUUUUUUAUAUUUAUAUUUUAAACGAACGUUGUUUCGAUGCAGUUGCGCUUUGAUAUCCGCCGCGUUAAUUAGAUUUAUCUUCAAAAUAUGCGGGUGGCAGUGGUAGGCGCCGGUGUGAUCGGCGUAACAAGUGCGUUUGCGGUGAAAAGCGUUUUUCCACAAUUCGAAGUGCAUAUAUUUGCGGAUAAAUUGUCACCGAAUACCACUGGCGAAGGAAGCGCCGGUCUUUGGACUCCUUAUCUUCUCGGGAUCACUCCUUACAAUAAAAUAUCACAAUGGGCUGGAAUUACGCAUCGAUUGUUGGAAAAAUUUUGGAAAGCGGGCUUAGCAUCUGAUAUCGGGCUUUCCUUGCUACCGAUAUAUCGCGUUACCAAUAAUCCUGAUGGAUUUCCCGAUUUGAGUUGGACCAAAUUGGUAUACGGUGCGCACAAGCUAAAUUCGAACGAAUUGAAAGAGUUGAAUACCGAAUGCAAUGCCAAUUAUAAACAUGCGUGGAUGUUCUUGACGUAUACUUGCGAACCUAUUCGUAUGUUGCCUUGGUUAACGAAACGAUUUCUCGAAGCGGGCGGAGAAGUUCGAAAAAGAAAAAUACAUACGCUAUGCGAAUUGAUCGAUGAUGGAUACGAUUUGAUAAUAAAUUGCAGCGGCUUUGGUGCACGUGAACUCGUGGGUGAUAAUGCGGUUAUAUCUAUCAGAGGUCAAGUUGCUAGGGUGACAGCAUCCUGGAUAAUGCACGGAUAUUUGGAAGAAGACGAGCAUGGAAAUUACAUAAUACCAAAUAUCGAUAACGUGGUAUUGGGCGGUACGCAUCAAGAAAAUGAUUUGGAUUGCACUCCGCGGAAAGAGGAUUUCGAAUUUAUUCACAAUGGUUGUUGUCGAAUUUUGCCCGCUCUAAAGAAUGCGAAAAUAACAAAAAAUUGGGCUGGUCUUAGACCUGGAAGAUACGAAGUUCGCAUCGAGACUGAAGUUUGCCGUUCUUCCAACGGGAGACAAGUUACGAUAAUUCAUAAUUAUGGACACGGAGGAAGCGGCGUGACGUUAAGUUGGGGAUGUGCUUUAAAUAUUGUGAAGAUUAUAAAGGAUAUGACAAGGUUGAAAUCGAAUCUGUAAAAAUCUUAAAGAAAGAUAAGCAAUAGAGAAUAACAAAAUUUUUUUAUCGAAUAUGGUUUUUUUUAUAUGUUUUUAUCGUACAACGAAAUUUUAUUUGUGAUUGACCUAUUCGUUUCGUAUAUAUAUACAAAUAUAU
Apis laboriosa (Himalayan honeybee) is the source of this 1607-nucleotide messenger RNA. RefSeq names its product D-aspartate oxidase (gene Daao2). NCBI's taxonomy places the organism in Eukaryota, Metazoa, Arthropoda, Insecta, Hymenoptera, Apidae. The coding region runs from base 449 to 1471 and encodes 340 amino acids. Gene Ontology annotation, molecular function: FAD binding; D-amino-acid oxidase activity. The record is from RefSeq and is a predicted model, not a curated record. The transcript has 7 exons.